ACAGCCGGUGGAGCCUUUUCACUUUUAGUCUUGAGGUGUCAACGCCAGCGCAAUGAACUACCUUCAUUUAAGCUUUUUGUUAAUUUUAAGCCUGCUCUUUGUUGGUCUUGGGUGUGGCAAUACCAUCAAGGAGCGUAAUCUCUUUGCCACCGAGCUAUUCCAAACUCUGGCCACUGAUCGUCAGAACGAGAAUGUGAUAAUUUCUCCAGUUUCCAUACAAUUGGCUUUGGGCCUGGCUUACUACGGAGCUGAGGGUCAGACAGCCACCGAAUUGCAGCGGACUCUUCAUGCCUCUGCUAAGGAGAGUAAAGAUGGCCUAGCCGAGAGUUAUCAUCGACUUUUACAUUCGUAUAUCAAAUCGAAAACCGUCUUAGAGAUUGCCAAUAAGGUCUACACACGAGAAAAUCUCAAAGUUUCGCCACAUUUCCGUGAAGUAGCCGAGAAAUAUUUCGAUUCCGAGGUAGAGGGUCUAGACUUUAGUCGCGAAACGGAGGCACUUGAACGCAUCAAUCAGUGGGUGAAGCAAAAGACUCAGGAUAAGAUAGAACAUGCGGUGGACUCUCUCGAUCCUGACACCAAUGUGGCUCUUAUCAAUGCCAUUUACUUUAAGGCCCGCUGGGCUCGCCCUUUCAACGAUGACGAUACCAAGGAUCGUGAUUUCUGGCUAAACGAGAAGCAAUCAGUGCAGGUGCCGACAAUGUUUGCUGACAAUUGGUAUUACUAUGCCGAUUAUCCUGAAUUGGAUGCCAAGGCAAUUGAAUUGUUCUUUGAGAAUAUCAACAUGACCAUGUGGUUCAUUUUGCCCAAUGAGCGUACUGGAUUGCAAAAGCUGGAACAGAAUCUCAAGGGUGUGGACUUUAAGCUUCUCGAGGAACGUUGGCAAUGGAAAUCUGUUUCAGUUUAUUUGCCCAAAUUUAAAUUCGAAUUCGAUGCAGACAUGAAACCAACUCUUAAUAAGUUGGGCAUAAGUGCCAUGUUCUCGGGAGCGGCUGACUUUAGUAAUCUCUUUGACCAAUCACCCAUUGGCACUCGCAUAAGCAAAGUGCAGCACAAGACCUUUAUCGAUGUGAAUGAAAUUGGCUGCGAGGCAGCUGGCAUUAGUUAUGCCGCCGGUGUGCCCAUGUCUUUGCCCUUGGAUCCCAAAACCUUUGUGGCCGAUCAUCCAUUUGUGUUCAUCAUACGCGAUCAGCAUGCUGUUUACUUCACUGGACACAUUGUCAAAUUUUAAAACAAACCCAUUCAUUUUAAAUACUACCCAUCAAAAUAUAUCAAUUUAAUUUUAA
This is a messenger RNA of Drosophila willistoni, 1283 nucleotides long. RefSeq names its product serine protease inhibitor 42Dd. Bases 53 to 1228 code for a protein of 391 amino acids. The transcript is spliced from 4 exons. NCBI's taxonomy places the organism in Eukaryota, Metazoa, Arthropoda, Insecta, Diptera, Drosophilidae. The record is from RefSeq and is a predicted model, not a curated record. Gene Ontology annotation, molecular function: serine-type endopeptidase inhibitor activity.